Hemiscyllium ocellatum (epaulette shark) is the source of this 4076-nucleotide messenger RNA. RefSeq names its product nuclear factor 7, brain-like. Gene Ontology annotation, molecular function: protein binding; ubiquitin-protein transferase activity; zinc ion binding. NCBI's taxonomy places the organism in Eukaryota, Metazoa, Chordata, Chondrichthyes, Orectolobiformes, Hemiscylliidae. Gene Ontology annotation, biological process: protein ubiquitination. The transcript is spliced from 6 exons. The record is from RefSeq and is a predicted model, not a curated record. Bases 240 to 1670 code for a protein of 476 amino acids.
CUCCGGGCACCUUCACCCUCCCGGCCGGGGUGAAGUCCCCGUCGGCGGUCUAAAGCUGUUUCCACUUCAAGAUAUUGUUUUUCACUGGUUCCCGGGUCAAAAUCUUCAUAAAACAUAGUGACCAAUUACUCUGACAUUUGCAGUGAAAUCCAUCGGGAAGUGAUUGAACUGAAUGUGUUUACCAGCGCAGUCACAUUGAAACUGAAAGUGGUUUGGAUCAGGAAGUGCUGAGUGUGAACAUGGCUUCCAGACAGCAGCUCCUGAGACUGACCGAGGAGGCAAUUUGUCCCAUUUGUCUGGAUUUCUUCACCGAUCCGGUUACACUGGAGUGUGGACACAACUUCUGCCGCUCCUGUAUCUCCCAGAGUUGGGAAAAGAAGGAGAUAAACUCCUGCCCGGAAUGUAGAGAGGAGUUUCCGGAAAGAAACCUCAGGGUAAAUCGGGCCUUAGCGAAUCUGGCCGAGGAGGCUCGAAAAUUAAAGCUGGAUCCGACAGAGAAGGAAAGUAAACCUCACUGUGAGGAACACCAGAGAGAACUGGAGCUGUUUUGUGAAACUGACAAGAAAUUGAUCUGUCUGAUUUGUAGAGAUUCGCGGGAACACAGAGAGCACCGCUUCCUGCCGAUCAAUGAGACUGUUGAAAUCUACAAGAAUAAGCUGAAAUCUUCCUUAGAUUCUCUCACAGAGAAGAAAUCAUCAGUUCUCCAAGCUGAACUGACCCAGAAACGGAAGAUUUCCGAAGUGAGGGAACAGGCGAGCAGUCUGCAGACCCACAUCACAUCCGAGUUCACUAAAAUGCACCAGAUUCUCACUGAGAAAGAGCAGCGUUUACUCAGAGAUCUCAGGGAAGAAGGGGAGAGGAUUGUAGAACCCAUGGAGAAAAACCUUCGAGAGAUUCAGGAGAAUUUAAAUUCUAUUGAGGAGGAACUCUCAAAGUUGCAGAAACAGAUGGAGCAAAAAGACGAGCUGAUGUUUCUGAAGGAGGCAGCUUGUCGGAAGAGAAGGAUUAGUGAUGAUGACAUGAAACUCUCAGCUGCUGAUGGCUCUCUGUCUCUCGGACAGUUCACCGGCCCUUUACAGUACACUGUCUGGAGAGAAAUGAUACACACCAUUCACCCAGCUCCAGCCUCUCUGACUCUGGAUCCGAACACAGCGCAUCCCCGGCUCAUCCUGUCUGAGGACCGGACCAGUGUGAGACUCGGAGACAAACGGCAGCCGCUCCCUGACUCCCCGGAGAGAUUUGAUCCCUGGCUCUGUGUCCUGGGAUCAGAGGGAUUCACAUCAGGGAGACAUUACUGGGAGGUGGAGGUGGGGGAGAAGACCUGGUGGGAUCUGGGAGUGGCCCGAGAGUCUGUGGAGAGGAAAGGGGUGACCAUCCUGAGCCCGGAGACUGGAUUCUGGAUUGUGGAGCUAUAUCCCGGAUGGGGUUAUUUUGCCGCCACCUCCCCCUCACCGACCCCCCUCUCCCCGAGUGUGAAUCCCCGGAAGAUCGGGGUUUUCCUGGACUAUGAGGGUGGACAGGUGUCAUUUUACAAUGCGGACACCAUGUCCCAUCUCCACACUUUCACCCACACUUUCACUGAGAGGAUCUUUCCCAUCUUCUUUCCGGGAGGGAAUGACGGCGGGAAAAACUCCGCCCCGCUGACAAUCUGCGGGAUUAAAGGGCACUGACAGAUCCAUACCAUAAUUUCACCCCGUCCCCCUGCCUCCUGCCAGCUGUAAACUGAUGGGGGUCGGUCUCAGUCUGGGGGAGAGAAGGAGGGGGAGAGAAGAAACAAAUAGAAGCUCAAUUGUAGAGAGGGACUGACUGGGUAGAAUGAGCUGUGAGCUGCAGGAACCCGGGGACCUUCCUGCCUAUAAUGUUGCUCCACAGGCGGGAGGUGGCGCUACAUGACGGUGUUGGAGAUGAAUCAGUCAGUGGGUCUCAGACUGGGCUCAGGGGAGUCUUUCCAGGGGGAUACCAAAUCAUUUCACUGCAGGGUCAGUGGAGUCUUUCCAGGGGGACACCAAAUCAUUUCACUGCAGAGUCAGUGGCGUCUUUCCAGGGGAACACCAAAUCAUUUCCCUGCAGGGUCAGUGGGGUCUUUCCAGGGGGACACCUAAUCAUUUCCCUGCAGGGUCAGUGGAGUCUUUCCAGGGGGACACCAAAUCAUUUCACUGCAGAGUCAGUGGAGUCUUUCCAGGGGGACACCAAAUCAUUUCACUGCAGGGUCAGUGGAGUCUUUCCAGGGGAGACACCAAAUCAUUUCACUGCAGGGUCAGUGGAGUAUUUCCGGGGGAACUGGGCUCAAUCAGAAUAAAAACAUCAGCCUGAUCUUGUUUAGACUUCCACCAUGUGUCAGUAAUGUGUAUUCCACACAUAAUUUGAUAACGUUGAGAAACUGGUCUUGUUUUGCUCAGGUCUGUAACUAUUGCCCAGAAUGUUAACUGCCCUUUCGUAAAAUUGGAACAUUUGAAAACCCCAGAUUUGAAAGUGAUGGGUGAUUUGAUUAUUUCUGUCAUGAUCAGAUCAUAUUUAACCAUGAUUGAAAUCGUUCAGUUGGUGCAGUCAGUUAUCAGUUAUCCCUGAGUUAUUGCUCUCUCAUCUCAUUUACAGUGAAAUAAUCCUUAAGUCACACCAAAGGAAAUGUCUGUUUGAUAAAACGCUCGCACUCUACUACGCACAGAACCUAUUCAGCCUUUUGAUGUCUAUGUUUAUGUAAUUAUCAUUUAUAUAGGAGUGCAGUAUCAAAUUUGUUUGUUCUUCAAUCAAAUCAAUAUCUGCGAUUCUCGACAGUGAAAGCAAGGCUUCUAAAAAAAGGACUUCAUCAAUAAAUCCAAGAGAGUUGUCAUUUUAUUUGAAAAUUUCUCCAGAACAUGUAUUCUUAAAGCUCAUAUUCCAACUUCAUCUCGAUUAUUUCAAAAUUCACCGUUUUGAGUCAGUGGAGUGUUAGUUACCGGGAAAAUGAUCCCACGGUUACUCUGGACCUUCAGUUAUUGCUUCCUUCGGUAAGGUCUUAGAGUCAGAGAUUGAUAGAGUCCUACAUCACAGAGAAUAGGCCUUUUGGCCCAAACUAGUCCAUGCCAACCAAAAGGUCUAUCCACACUAACCUCAUUUCCUUGCACUUGGCCCAUAUCCUUCUAAACAUUUCCUGUCCAUGUAUUUCUCCAAACUUCCUUGAAAUGUUGUUAAUGUGCCCAUCGCAACCACUUCAGCUGGCAGCUUAUUCCGUAUGCAAUCCACCCUCUGUGUAAAAUCAUUGCCCAUUUUAUUCUUUCCCCUCUCACUGGAAACUGAUGUCCUCUCUUCCUUGAUUCUGCAACCCUGUGUUAAAGACUGAGUGCAUUCACCCUAUCCAUACCUCCCAUGAACUUAUUCACUUCUCUAAGUAUCUCCGCUCAGUCUCGUCCACUCGAAAGUAAAAUGUCUUCGCUUGUCCAACCUUUCCCUAUAACUCAGACACUUGAGUCCAGGUAACAUCCUUGUAAAAUUCUUUUGCACACUUUCCAGUUUAAUAACAUCCUUCCUACAGCAAGGUGACCAAAACUGAACCCAAUACCCCAAGUGCAGCUUCACCAAUGUCCUGUACAAUUGCAACAUAACUUCCCAACCUCUAUACUCAGUGCCCUGACUGAUGAAGGCCAGUAUGCCAAAAGCCUUCUUCAUUGUCCUGCCCACCUGUGACUCCACCUUCAGAGAACCAUGCACCUGAACUACAAGUCCCUCUGUUCUACUACAUUCCUUAUGACCCUAACAUUCAUCAUGAAAUGCCCACCUUGAUUUGACUUUCCAAUUCGCAGGACCUCAGACUUAUCUAUAUUAAACUCCAUUUGCCAUUUCUCAGUCCACUUCCCCAGCUGAUCAAGGUGGUGGUGCAAUUUCUGAGAAACUUCCUGAUUGUCGACAAUACCGCCUAUUUUAGUGUUAUCUGCACAUUAUCAUGUGGUGGUCAGUGGGAACGUCCACAUGUUUCAGAUCGUGAAGCUGUAAAGGCACAUGGAUAGGGUAUUCAACUGGUCCAAGUCCAAUCCCUUUUCCCCUCCUGCCCUCCAAUAUUGUUUUUACAGUCAAACUUUUAUUCAAUUUUGUAAUAUUGU